UUGAGAGAAACAUGUUGUUUUUACUAUUAUUAGUUACAUUAACUUCGAUGUUAAUUUUAUACUUCAUUAAACUGUCGACUAAGAAUUUUGAUUAUUGGAAAAAACGAGGCGUGAAAUAUGUUAAACCUUUUCCAUUUGCUGGAAAUUUAUUACCAACGCUACUGAAAUCAAAAUCAACAGCUGAACUUAUACAAGACCUGUACAACGUUUUUCCUAAUGAAAGGUUUGUGGGAAUUUUUCAGUUUAACACUCCUAUUUUGUUAGUAAGAGAUCCUGAAUUAAUCAAGCUUAUUACAAUUAAAAACUUCGAAAAUUUUGUUGAUCAUUUUGGAUUCUCUAAUGAAAAAGUUGAUCUUUUAUGGAGCAAAAAUUUGUUUGCAAGUAAAGGCGAGCGAUGGCGUGACCUUCGACAAACUUUAAGUCCCGUGUUUACAAGCAGUAAAAUGCGAGCAAUGUUUGUCCUGAUGGAUGAAUGUGUAAAACAAUUAAUUGAAUAUUUUAAAGAUCAAAAUCAAAAUGUUGUGGACGUUGAAUUAAAAGACAUUUUUUCAAGAUAUACCACAGAUGUUAUUGCUACUACAGCAUUUGGAAUUAAAGUAGAUUCGUUAAGAAAUAGAAAUAAUGAGUUUAUGGUAUCAGGACGAGAAUUCACUAACUUUACAGGAUUCAGAAGACUGGUGUUUUUUAUAUAUGGAAGUUAUCCAAAACUUGCCAAACUUCUGAAUAUAAAAAUGAUCCCUGAUCGCUUAGGUAAUUUCUUUAAAACAAUUAUAAAAGAAACUAUUACUUUACGAGAAGAGAAAGAAAUUAUUCGGCCUGACCUCAUCCAUUCAUUAAUGUUAGCAAGAAAAGGCAAAUUAAAAUACGAAGAACAAAUGGAUUUACCAGAUGCUGGUUUUGCCGCAGUAGAAGAAUCUAACAUGACAAAAUCUAACAACAAUGUAAAUUUUUUAAGUAAUGAGGAUAUAACCGCACAAGCUCUUGUUUUUUUUAUCGGUGGUUUUGACACAACUUCCUCACUGAUGUGCUUCGCUGGAUACGAGCUUGCUAUUAAUCCUCACAUUCAAAAAAAACUUAAAGACGAAGUCAAAGCUACUGAACGUGAUUGUAACGGUCAAAUUACGUAUGAAAAGCUUUUAAAUAUGAAGUACCUUGACAUGGUAGUGUCUGAAACAUUGCGUAAAUGGAAUCAAGCAUUAUGGCUCGACAGAAAAUGUACCAAAGAAUUUGAAAUUCAAUCUGAGAAAAGUGGUGAACCUUCAGUAAAAAUAAAAGUAGGCGAUAUUGUUUGGAUGCCUGCUUAUGCUAUUCAUCACGAUCCAAAAUAUUAUCCUAAUCCUGAUGUUUUCGAUCCCGAACGGUUUAGUGAUCAAAAUAAGGACAACAUUAAGACAGCAGGCACUUUUCUACCAUUUGGAACUGGACCAAGAAAUUGUAUUGGUUCUCGAUAUGCUUUAUUAGAAACUAAGAUUUUGUUGUAUUAUAUUUUGCUUAAUUUUGACAUUGUUACCAACAAAAAAACUAAAAUUCCGAUAAAACUGCGAAAGGACGUUCCCUUUCUCUUACCGGAAAGUGGUUUUCAUGUCAGUCUUAAAAAAAAUAAUGUUUCUUAAGGAUUUUGUAAAUUAUAAAUUUUCAGUGCUAAAUGUUAUAAUGUUAUUAAAAAAUAAACAAUUUGAUUAUGUUUA
Tribolium madens (black flour beetle) is the source of this 1688-nucleotide messenger RNA. Its product is annotated as cytochrome P450 9e2-like. NCBI's taxonomy places the organism in Eukaryota, Metazoa, Arthropoda, Insecta, Coleoptera, Tenebrionidae. The record is from RefSeq and is a predicted model, not a curated record. Bases 12 to 1613 code for a protein of 533 amino acids. Gene Ontology annotation, molecular function: iron ion binding; monooxygenase activity; heme binding. The transcript is spliced from 3 exons.